Molecule: messenger RNA, 1639 nt
Organism: Helianthus annuus (common sunflower)
Lineage: Eukaryota; Viridiplantae; Streptophyta; Magnoliopsida; Asterales; Asteraceae
Exons: 1
Coding region: 118-1515 (465 amino acids)
Source: RefSeq, a predicted model, not a curated record
UUCCCACGGGCAUCACUCCCUACUUGUCCACCUCACAUAAAUCAAAAAAGGCUCCACACUUCAUCAACACACACACACACAGAGCCUAUAGCGACCACAACCCAACUCUCGUCACUAAUGUCAUCAACAGCAAAUCUCAGCAAGCGAACCACCGUCAACCGCCCCCUCACUAACGGCGACGGUUGGGGAAUGGGUUUCUUACUCAUCUUCUUCCCACACCAACACGAACUCAGCAACUCAACACAACCGUUCAAACCCCCCACCGUCUUAAAACGCUCAAACUCCACCAACAUCGUCGCUAAAGCUCAAUCCACAAUCUCCGUGUGUGCUCUCGUUCUUGUCUUCACUCUCCUUCUCUUCACACUCUCCACUUUCGAACCCACCAAUACGAUGUCGUCUCAUCUCUCCCGCCGACACCUCUCCCAUUCCUUAAAAAAAACUCAACUGAAUUCGCCGGCAUUGCAAGGGUUGGGUACUUUGUAUUCACGCGGUACUAAAGCAAUGAACGACGUCGUUCUCUGUCACGUGCCGGAGUCCGUGACUUUAUCGGAAAUUAAAUCGUUUAUACGCGCGUUUCAUAUCUCCGCUCUGUUAUCUAAAUCCGAUCUUGUAUUCAUAUUCCCCUCGAUGACGUCACCCGAGUUUUAUGAUAGUUUUAUUCGCGACGAGUUUCGGGUGUUUGUAAAACUCAUUCGUCGGUAUAAAUCGGAAUUGAGUAAUGUGACGACACAUGCUUCCGAUUUUCCGGCUAGUUUUGACGUGGGUCAGUUUGUGAGACCCGGGAAGGCGUCGGACCGGGAGCCGAUAUGGGGUCGGAAAAUUAAAAGUGGCGUGAGUUCAAAUUCUAGUAACAGUAGUGCGAGUGAGUUGACUCGGACGAGUUAUGGAUCGGUGGUGGGGUUCGGUGUCGGUGAGCUUGACCCGGAAAACGCGUUAUCCGGGUUCAUGGAGCACGUUCCAAUGGGUCUAAGAAGGUGGGCGACGUACCCGAUGCUUUUGGGGAGGGUUCGUAGAAACUUUAAGCACGUGGUGUUAGUUGACGUGAAGGAGGUUUUACUAGUGGGAGACCCACUCGCCCGAGUUAGAAACGGUAGCCCGGAGACAGUUUUUUUGUCAUCUAUGCCGCCCAGUAAACACCACCGUAAAUCCACCGACAGGACUGUUAAUCCGUCGGUGGUUUUCGGUGGUGCUCGGGGUGUGCGGCGGUUAUCCACCGCAAUGCUGACGGAUAUCGUUAGAGCGACGACUCACAAUAAGUGGAAGAGUCCUGUUACCGAGUCAGCUCUUUUGAGUCGACUCGUGGUGAGUGAAGUUGUCAACAAGAACAUUCAGUUUGUUGCCUCGGCUGAGUCGGUGGUACCGGAAGCAAGUUCACUCGGUGGAGUGGCAUUAGCAAAUUAUACGGUUGUGCGGCGUGGAAAUAGUAAUAUAGAUAUUGAAUUAACGAAGCAUAUUUGUUCGUUUACUAUAGAGGCUUCGGUUUACACGGAUUGUAGAAACGUACAACCUUUUUAGCGUAUAGUAUUUACCUUUAGAUUUUAUUUUACAAGGUUCUACUACCUUUGUUCAUACCAUUUUUGUAAUGUAAUUAAUUAAUUGUUUGCUAUAUAAUAAAAUUGUUUUGGAAUUUUCUCCUGGA